This is a messenger RNA of Xenia sp. Carnegie-2017, 1661 nucleotides long. RefSeq lists its product as uncharacterized. Gene Ontology annotation, biological process: protein phosphorylation. Lineage: Eukaryota; Metazoa; Cnidaria; Anthozoa; Malacalcyonacea; Xeniidae. The coding region runs from base 857 to 1621 and encodes 254 amino acids. The record is from RefSeq and is a predicted model, not a curated record. The transcript has 3 exons. Gene Ontology annotation, molecular function: protein kinase activity; ATP binding.
AGACGUAAAUUAGCGAAGAAUUCGCGACAAAUUCUCAUAAUGCAAGGGCAGCACAUGUCAAGAUAGCUAUACAUAUAAAAUUUCCCAUUUGAUUCUAGCAACUGACGUCAUUGUAACAUAAUUUGUAGAUGACUAUUUCAAAAUAGUGUACGACUAUUUAAAAUUGCUAAAAAUAUAUUUACAUACUUCUAUCACACAGGACUUUAGAUAUGAUCAUCUGGCAAGUCAUUAGGCUGGCAGAUUACUUUAAACAUCAAGCUAAAGAUUCUCUACGAAAAUAUAUCAUUAUUGAAUCUCGUAUUAAAGAUAUUCAGAAUCAAGAGGAGAAGGAACGAAGAUUGCUAGAAAAAUAUUUGGAUGAUGCAACGAAGAAUAUAUCUAACAAAAUGAAAGAAUACAUUAAAACGGAAGACUUUAAAAACAGUUUCUUGAGUUGGGAUACCAUUGGAGUAGAGGAGCUUCGUGGUGUAAAUUGGCAAACAACCAGAGGGAACAUUGAAAACGCCAUUUCUGAGAAAUUUUCACGUUUAUUAAGAGACUGGGAAAUCAACGAACAAGUAUACGAAAAAACUCAUUGGAUGAUCGUCAACAAUUACCUCAAAAAAUUGAGUCUUUUAAAGGAGGAGCUUGAUAAAAUGAGCACUUGUAUUGAUGACAAGGUGGAGGAGAAUGAUGUCACCAAUAAACAAAGUGAUCUGUCCUUUUCAGCUAAAGUUCUUUUAGGGCUUUCGUUUCCCUUCUGGUUACCAUUUGCUGCAGCUGGAGCAUUGAUAAGUGCGUCAAUUCUGGCUCCAAUUGUAGUUACCAAAAGACUUUCUAUCAGCAACAACAUGAAAGACUUACUGAAGUAUGCAAAAUGUCGAUUGAAGGAGUUCCUGAACGAAAAAUUAGCCCAAAAGUUUUGGAAGAAGCAAAACAACUCACACAGAAAACCAGAAAAAAACUGAAUUCUUACUCAAGCCUUAUUCCACGCGUAAUUGAAGCAGACGAGAAAAUGGUGGUCAAGUUACGCAAUGAGACACGAAGUAGUCAGGAAUUGGCAGAAAAAUAUAUUCCAAUUCAAAAAGAAGGUGGAGAGUUGAGAAAAAGGAUGAUCUCUUUAGGCGGGGAACUUUUACCAGCAACAUUAAAUCGCCGUGAUGUAAGAUGGGACAAUACCUACAGAGCUGAAAUCGGUGAGGGAGAUUUCUCUCACGUUUAUCGUGGCAUGAUUAACACGAGCACAGCUGAGCCACAUCUUUCAAAAGUUGCUGUGAAAGUUUUCAAACAUUUAUUCGAUGAUCUGAAUGCAAGAUUUUACAUAGACGAGGAAGCUCUUUUAAGGUGUUUAAAGCAUGAAAAUGUUCUUCCUUUUAUUGGGGCAAUAAAGGAAGAAAUUAUAAAGGACGAUGGUUCAAAACAUUUGAUACAUGCUUUUGUGUUACCGUUGUGCAAGAAAAAUUUCAGGAAAGUGGUGAUGGAUGACAAUGACGUAAUUCCAGCAAAUUCAAAUGAUGUCAAUGCAGCAAUCGAGAAAUUUGUGAGCUGGAUUAAAGGGAUUGCUAAUGGAUUGCAGUAUAUACAUGAAAUGGGUCUUGAACACCGUCAUCUCAAACUUGAAAAUAUUUUGGUUUGUAUUUAAAUGCCGAAAAAUCAUAAAAUAUGUUUCUAAAUAUGUUAGU